AUGCCUGACCUCACCAUUAAGUGCAACAUAUGCUCUGGGAGUACCAGUUGUGAAACAUCGUUGUCAGUUUCGGAAAGAGGGAAAUUAUAUGAUGUGAACCGACGGGCAGGGUACCAUUCUCUGGAAACAGGAAGUGGUUAUGAAGGGCUUGUUCCCCUUUGUAGUAUCAUGAACAUGCCAUGCUUGUCAUUACCAUUUUACCACAAAAUGGUUGAUACGAUUCUUGUGGUCGUUGAAGCAGAAGCCCACGAAGAAAUGCAACUGGAAGGUCAAAAGGUCCAGGACUUCAUCUCCAAAGAAAAUAGAGAGCAAGUUAAUGAUGACACUGUUGUGGACACAGCUGUUUCUUUUGACAAGACUUGGGCGAAGUGCGUGUUAUUGCAUUGGAUACAGGGGAAGGUCUAGACUACCAUGUCUUCUCAAAAGAGUGUCGAAAGUGUGUGAUGAAGAGAAGUGAGUGUAGUGUCAUCAUGGUAUGAAGGUUGUACGGUGGCAUCUGCUGUAUGUCACUUUCAUAGUGGAGCUUCCUCUAGAUUAACAAUAAUGGACAGACUUUCUAUUUCUGGAGGAAAGUUCACAAAAAUGUCAUCAGCCAAAAAAGAUAAAAGGAGAGUAAAGAAAGCAGAUCGACAGGCCACAGAGAAAGAAAAGAUGUAUCGGCAAGCAAUCAAACAGAGAAAAGUGAUGCGUGAAGAGGCAUCUUUGGAGGCUGAGGGUGUCACUUAUGAAGCAGAAGGCUUCUAG
Paramuricea clavata is the source of this 744-nucleotide messenger RNA. The record is from the annotation of a GenBank genome assembly. NCBI's taxonomy places the organism in Eukaryota, Metazoa, Cnidaria, Anthozoa, Malacalcyonacea, Plexauridae.